GAGAGAGAGAGAGAGAGAGAGAGAGAGAGAGAGAGAGAGAGAGCGAGCGAGAGACGCGCGAGCAUCAAGUCCCCAUUCCACGAACCACCAACCAUCCUUUUACUCUAAGCCCCCCAGUGCCACUAUAGGAGACCCUAAAGCUCCAUAAUAAUGGAUGGAACAAAGCCGGCCAUGGACUCCAACGCGGAGGAGACUCAAGAUGAAGGGCAGGAAAGCAAAGCCUGGAAACCACAAAAAUUCCCCAUCUACUCUGAAGAAACACUUACAGGAUGCUUCGAGUGCUGCAUCAAGUGUCUGGGCGGGGUGCCCUACGCUUCCCUGGUGGCCACCAUCCUCUGCUUCUCCGGCGUGGCCCUGUUCUGUGGCUGCGGCCACGUAGCGCUCACCGGCACCCUGACCAUGCUGGAGAACCACUUCUCUAGGAUCACCAGCGACCACGCCAACCUCACCAUGGUAAUUCAGAUCUUUCAGUACAUCAUCUAUGGCAUUGCCUCCUUCUUCUUUGUCUACGCCAUCAUCCUGCUGGGUGAGGGCUUCUACACCACUAGCGCCAUCAAGAAGGAGCUGCAGAGUGACUUCAAGACCACCGUGUGCGGACGCUGUAUCACCGCCUUUUUCAUGUUCCUGACCUACAUCCUCGCCCUAGCCUUCCUUGCCAUCUUUGGCUUCACAGCCAUUCCGGUGUUCCUCUUUUUCAACAUGUGGAACACCUGUGCCGCCAUGAGGUCCCCGGACUCCAAUAUCACCUCGCCCGACUCCAUCUGUGUGGAUGUCAGGCAGUAUGGUAUCAUUCCCUGGAAUGCAACACCAGGAAAAGCUUGUGGUGCUACUCUGGGAGAUAUUUGUAACACCAGUGAGUUCUACCUGUCCUACCACCUCUACAUUGUUGCGUUUGCCGGUGCUGGAGCGACUGUCAUAGCACUGCUUCACUACCUGAUGAUUUUGUCAGCCAACUGGGCCUACCUGAAGAAUGUCGUCUCCACGCACGACUAUCAGGACAUCAAGACUAAGGAUGACCAAGACCUGGAGGCAGAGGCACGCUCCAAGGAGGGCCAGAACUCGUCCUCCUACUCAUAAGCAUCAGCGACCCGGCUUCCUCCAGCACGUCCCAUUUCUCUCCCCACCCCUCACACCUUAAACCACCACCCCACCCACCGUAGGACCCAUCAGGCUCCUUCAUGAAAAAAAUCAAAUAAAAUAACAACAGCAACAACAACAAAAAACACCCUAGUUGCAGUCAAAAACCCCACCAUCUCCUGAGUCUCUCUGCUCUUCCCUUCCGCCAUGUGGGUGGAGUGGGCGCGUUUUCCCACCAGAAGGGAACAGGAUUGAGGGUCAGGAGGAAGAGCAAACGCCCACGCCGCCCCCUCCGCCCC
Hippocampus zosterae (dwarf seahorse) is the source of this 1376-nucleotide messenger RNA. RefSeq names its product neuronal membrane glycoprotein M6-b-like. Gene Ontology annotation, cellular component: plasma membrane; myelin sheath. Lineage: Eukaryota; Metazoa; Chordata; Actinopteri; Syngnathiformes; Syngnathidae. Gene Ontology annotation, biological process: axon development; central nervous system myelination. The record is from RefSeq and is a predicted model, not a curated record. The transcript has 8 exons. The coding region runs from base 151 to 1077 and encodes 308 amino acids. Gene Ontology annotation, molecular function: structural constituent of myelin sheath.